AUGCCUCCUCCUUUGUUACGAGAAUUUGUUGCCGCGUCUCUCCCUGCUCACUGUGAGCCCUCGUCACCUCUUUUGACCGCUAUCUCCUCACAUCUCCACAUCUGUCUCCCCACACCUCUCGCGCUGAUCUCGACUAUCCUCGGAAACUUGAGUUUUGUCUCAUGGCUCUUCGCUCAACUACCUCAGAUAUAUAAGAAUUACCAAGUACAGUCCACAUCGGGACUGUCAAUAUUUUUCCUUGUUAUCUGGUGUGGUGGAGAUGUGAGCAACCUCGUGGGUGCUAUACUCACUCGGCAAGCGGGAUGGCAGGUGAUGGUUGCCAGCUACUACGUUCUUGUGGAUCUCACUUUGGUCGUUCAGUUCAUUUGGUACACCCAUUACAAACCUCGCCAGUACGAAAGGUACAAUGAUUUGGCCCACUCAGACUCACACCAUCACCACCAUCACGAUGAAUCCGAUGCGAGGGGCGAAUUGCAAGGCGUUCCGCUAUCGGGCAACAAUGCGACCCACCAGACUCCAGCUCCAGUCAACAUGACACAAAAGAAUGUUAAUGUCCACGACAUGGGUGUCCAGACAGGCUCGACUCUAAAUUCAACACCCGGUCGCAGCAACUCCUACACAAAUGAGAAGAAAACCGAAAAGAAAACUUCCGGUCGUCCUGUGCGUCUUGGUAGCAGCGCUACCAGCCCGCCAUUUGCACUUCCCCGCACAAUGUUAAUCGCAUCGUUGGUUUGUGCCGUUCUCGCAAACGCCACCUCAACUGAAUCCGAUCCCGCCCCUCACCCACCUAUCUACGCAGCCCCAAGCGAGACUAUCGCCGAGAUUGUGGGCCGUAUUUUCUCCUGGAUGUCUACGAUCCUUUACCUAGGCUCGCGACCACCACAGCUAUACAAGAACUACGUUCGAAAGAGCACCGAGGGCCUCUCACCUCUCCUGUUUAUGGCGGCUUUUUGCGGAAAUUUCUUCUACUCAGCCUCGUUGCUAGCGAAUCCAAAUGCUUGGUUCGAUUUCCCGCCUAAUGGUGGUGGUGGCUGGGCUGAUGGGCAUGGCAAUGAUCGCUGGGAAUGGAUCGGGCGAUCUCUCCCGUUUUUCCUGGGUGCAUUCGGUGUGCUGGGGCUCGAUGGGUACAUGGGUGUACAAUUCCUAAUGUAUGGGUCUGAGGAAGAGGAUGACGAGAGCUUCAUGGGUACAGAUGAUGACUCGAAGCGUGGUCGGAGCCGUUGGAGACGUGUGCGUGGCUGGAUGCGCGGAUGGAUUCCUUCUACUUCGCCAUACCGCGGUGAGCGUGAAUGCGGACGCGAGCAUUCCCCUAGACCACAGGAAGGGCAGGCUCUUCUUGGUGCGGAACAAGGUCGAUACGGUACCGUUUAA
This is a messenger RNA of Penicillium angulare, 1371 nucleotides long. RefSeq names its product PQ-loop repeat-containing protein. Bases 1 to 1371 code for a protein of 456 amino acids. The record is from RefSeq and is a predicted model, not a curated record. The transcript has a single exon. NCBI's taxonomy places the organism in Eukaryota, Fungi, Ascomycota, Eurotiomycetes, Eurotiales, Aspergillaceae.